Molecule: messenger RNA, 19517 nt
Organism: Podarcis lilfordi (Lilford's wall lizard)
Lineage: Eukaryota; Metazoa; Chordata; Lepidosauria; Squamata; Lacertidae
Source: the annotation of a GenBank genome assembly
GGAGGUUCUUUGGAAUCUUGUUUUUAAUGCUGUAUGUUAGUUGGAUAUGUGAUUGUGAAACUUUAAUGUGAAAAACCAAAUAAAUAAAUAUAUAUAUUGCCCUUCCCUGAGGAAGCGGCUUCCCUUCGCCCCUCGUCGCCGCCCCUCAGCCGGGCAGGAGGAGGAGACCUCUCUCUCCCCGCCCGGUCCCUCCGAAUCGGUGGGAGAGAAGCGUCGCCAUCUCCUCCUCCUCCUCUUCGCCAAUUUCCCCCCUUCUUUUUGCGACGUGGUGUCCGGCGCCUUCAAGGAAGGAGAUGCGGCGCCUCGUUUGCGCGCGGCGGCCGCCGCCGCUUCUGCUUCUGGCGGCGGCGCCGGCGCUGCUGCUGCUCCUUUGCUUGCGCGCUCCGGGCUGCCGGGCGCAAUUCGAGCGCUACAGCUUCCGCAGCUUCCCCCGCGACGAGCUGAUGCCCUUGGAGUCCGCCUACCGCUACGGCCUGGACCAGUACGGCGCCGAGAAGUGGCCCGAGAGCGUCAGCUACCUCGAGGUCAGCCUGAGGCUGCACCGCUUGCUGAGGGACAGCGAGGCCUUCUGCCACGUCAACUGCAGCUCGGCCCGAGCCCGGGACUAUGAGGCCGGCGGCGGCGGCGGCGGCGAGCCCGGGCGCUUCGAGGGCUUCGCGGAGCUGCGCUUCUUCGGCGACCUGCUGCGCCGCGCGCAGUGCCUCAAGCGCUGCAAGCAGGGCCUGCCGGCCUUCCGCCAGUCGCAGCCCAGCCGGGAGGUGCUGGCCGAGUUCCAGCAGCGGGAGCCCUACAAGUUCCUGCAGUUCGCCUACUUCAAGGUAGCGCCUCCCCGCUUCUCGGAGCGAGGGGCCCGGGCGGUGGGAACCAGGGUGGAUUCGAUUGAAAUCAAACCCAUUUAAAGCACGAUUUUAAAUCACGAUUGAAAUCACUAGUCGGUAAGACUUGGAUUUAACAGAAAGGCACAUUCCUGCCGGUAUAAUCUUAAUAUUUGCAACAACCAGAGGAAGGUUUUCAUUUUGGGGAGGAUAAAUUUCCCUGGUCCAUGGGGUCACGAAGAGUCGGACACGACUAAACGACAACAAAAUUUUCAGAGUCGUUUCUACAGUCACAUCAAAAAUUACUGAUUUGGUUAUACAGUGGUACCUCGGGUUACAUACGCUUCAGGUUACAGAUGCUUCAGGUUACAGACUCUGCUAACCCAGGAAUAGUACCUCGGGUUAAGAACUUUGUUUCAGGAUGAGAACAGAAAUCGCACAGCGGCGGCAGCCGGAGGCCCCAUUAGCUAAAGUGGUGCUUCAGGUUAAGAACAGUUUCAGGUUAAGAACGGACCUCCAGAACGAAUUAAGUACUUAACCCGAGGUACCACUGUACUAGUUAGAAAUACAUAGACAAGUAAUUAUGAAAUUAUAGUGAGGUUUCAUAAGUUAACAGUUUAUAUUUGGGCAAUUUUUCUGCUGCACUUUAUCGGAAAGUGAAAAAUAAUCAUUUCCUUAAUAAUGAUUUAAAUGAUUUAUUUAACUAAAACAAUAACAUUAUAGCAUAUGUAUCCAUGUUUGUUAACUCAUGUGGUCAAACGGUUUUUUUUAAAAAACAAAACCUUAGACUGAGUUUUAGCACACAUGAAAAACAUAAAACAAAUCCUUAUUUCCUGAUGAAUAGCCUUUGGACUAUCAUGUAACUUAAAUAGAAAACUAUAUUUAGAAAGGUUUUUCCUCCAAAAGCAUUUUAAUUUAAAAAUCUGAUUUAAAUUUUUAAAAAUCCGAUUUAAAUUUUUAAAAAUCCUAUUUUUGAGCACCCCGCAAUUGGAUCCCAUAGGUUCAGGUUGGGGGAGAGACUUCAGCCAGGAGAUAGAAGCAAAACAGUGGCCAGUAGGCCUGAUCUUUAUUGUUGCAACACUAAAGAUGACGCUCUUUACACCAGCGACAAAGAUGACGCUCCGAACAAUGGUUACAUCAGUAUUAUCAGUAUUUUAAAGCUUCCCAAAAUUUCCCAUAAAGUUUCCUAUAAUACAUUUCCAGAAGCAUCAUCAAGACAUCAUAGAUAUGUCGAUAAUAAUUUUUAUUAGUUUUAAAUUACUUCUUCUCUUUGGCAAUCAUUCGUAGCCGAGUAAGAUUGUCUUCCAUAAACAAGGUUUCAUCAGUGGGUCCAUAAGUGACUGUGGAGGCCAAUUCUGGAUCCACACGUCCUCCCACAGUAGGGACAUAGGUUUCCGGGUGGGAGUUGAUCACCCAAGUGUGCCUUCCCUCUAGGCACGUUGCUCCCUUUCAUCCUGAGUUCAAGUGUCUUCAAAGCCCAUGGCACCUUUUAAUUUAUUGAAAACUGAAGGGUCAUUGACCCUUAGGAGUUGGCCCCUAGGCUCGUGACAUCAGUCUUCUUGAGAACAACGCCAUGAAAUCAAAGCUCUAGGAGAAAAGUUUAUAAAAUGUAAGUGAUGGUUUCAGAAGUCUCUCUUUCUUGUUCCUUUUUGGCUAGGCAAACAACUUCCCAAAAGCCAUUGCAGCAGCACACACAUUUCUCCUGAAACAUCCUGAAGAUGAGAUGAUGAAAAGGAAUAUGGCAUACUACAAAAGCAUGCCUGAUGCUGAGGACCAUAUUAAAGAUUUGGAAAUGAAAUCGUAUGAGGUAUGUUCCCCCUCCUAUUUAUGUUCCUGAAGAGCUCUGUAAAAAGCAACAACCCAGAAGCUGAGGUCUGUUUGUUCUCCUAAUUUUACUUUACCUAUAGUUUUCCGUUCUAUUGCUGUGCCUCUUACAGCUCAGUCUUAGCUAUGCUUACCUGGAAAUAAAUCUUAAAGAAUUCGGUGCUCAGCACUGUACCAAUGUAAGGAGCGGGCUAGAUUCUGUCAUUGUUUAUAGGGUCCCAAUCAUAUUAGCCAUUCCUCUGCUCCUUCUGCACAAUAUUCCUUUCUCUGCCCAAUUUCUUAGUAGAACAUCACUUCUUAUCCGCUGUUGCAGUGCUGUGCUAAUGCAAGAGAACGUAGGCAUUGCUCCUAUCCCACCGAACGUUACGACUUUCAGAUUGGAUUGCACCCUUCCUUAAUAAAGUAUAGACAGCCUGUUUACAAAUGUGCCACUUUUUGAGCUAUCUCACAAAGACAAAUGCUUUAGAUACUAUAUUUGCUCAUGGAACUCUUUGCAUUUAUUGUGCAUGACUACAUAUGAGCAGACCGAGGAAGCUCAAAUAUUUAACAUUUUAUUUGUGGGAGUAUUGUAUUCGUGGGAAAAUAACUUAGAAUCAUGUACCUGUUUGGCAAAAGUAAUAGUUUUGAACUGAAGUAUCGAAAGCGCUUUUAAAAUCUUGGGAGGAGUUGCAAGAGAGUCUGUUGGAAAGUGACAGCUGAAAAAAAGUUGUGGCAGAGUGAAUAGGGAGAUUGAAGAAAAUGAGGGUUUGGGUUAUUAUAUAGACUAUGGGGCUGUCACACCUACUUGCUUUGCUCAACAAUCCUCUACGCCUCACCCCCCAAUCCCCUUACAGCUCCUUCAAACCCCACAUCUUGCCUAUCCACUGCUGCCACCCCAUUGCCAAUCCCCACCCCCACACAGUUUGCCCAUAUUGCCUCAUCCCUUCACAACUCACGCCAGUCCUAAGAUCCUGCUGCCACUCACAGAGAAGAGGAGAAUAAAUAGGAGAGUAGAAGAAAGUCUUUCCUCCCUUUGCUCUGCACCACCACACACAGCUGGUGUGCUCCAUACCCUGUACCCUGGUCCUGCUGCUGACACGCCAUUCAGGGCUAAACCAUGGUUUGGCUUAGCAUUGCUCCAAACUCAUGGUUUGUUUCCCCCAGACAAAGUGUGAAUGGUAAACCAAGAAGAAACUGUGGCUACAGCUCGCGGUUUGUCUGGAGUGAGGCAAACCAUGAGUCUGGGUUCAGACAUAACAUCAAGCCAAACCAUAGCUUAGCCCCACAGAGUGUUUCAGCACCGGGCUCAGAAGAGGGGUGCUGUAGCCCCAGUCUUCUCUCUGGGAACCUGCAGCUUUGCUUGUUCACGCUAAUCCAUGGUUGGCUUAGCAUUAUGUGUGAACUGGGUCACAUUGAAUUGGAGAAUGUAUCUUCGAGGAUGCAGCUAAAAAAGGACUCUGACUGGGUGGUGGCAAUGAAACGAGGAAGAGGUGGUGCUGUGGUCUAAACCACAGAGCCUCUUGGGUUUGCUGAUUGGAAGGUUGGCGGUUCAAAUCGGCAAGCUCUGUCCCAGCUCCUGCCAACCUAGCAGUUCGAAAGCACACCAGUGCAAGUAGAUAAAUAGGUACCGCUGUGGCGGGAAGGUAAACGGCGUUUCCGUGCGCUCUGGCACUCACCACAGUGUCCCGUUGCGCCAGAAGCAGUUUAGUCAUGCUGGCCACAUGACCCGGAAAGUUGUCUGUGGACAAACGCUGGCUCCCUCAGCCUGAAAGCGAGAUGAGACCACAACCCUAUAGUCGCCUUCAACUGGACUUAACCAUCCAGGACUGCUGUCCAUUUUGACACAGCAAUGCAGCCUUGAAUCAAGUCAAAUCAAACCUAUGCUACUUCCUUACAUUCCCCCUCCCCCCCGUCUCCUCAGAAUCUCUUUAUCAGGGCAGUAAAGGCCUACAAUGGAGAAAAUUGGAGGACUUGCAUCACAGACAUGGAGCUGGCAAUUCCUGAUUUCUACAAAGCCUAUGAUGAUUGCAUAGCUGCCUGUGAAGGCUCCCGGGAGAUCACAGAUUUUAAAGAGUUCUAUCUGUCCAUAGCAGGUAGGUGUUGAGCUGGGUGCCAGCAUUUGGGAAGGGGUUCUUGAAGGAUACCUUGGUCUCCUAAAAUAAUUUUGCUUGACGUGUGCUGUUUGUGGAUGUCCUUUCUGAUAAUGCUAGCUGUCAGAGGUGUGUGUUUAAACAGUAGGAGAUUGCUGUGGAAGGAGGGAGCGAGAGAGAGAGAAUUCAUAACAUAGCAGGUGGUGUCAAAUCUACAUGCUCGUUUUCCAGAUGAUCAUAUAGAUGGGUAACUAUGGGAAAUAAUAAACUAUGGGAAAAUGGAUAGAAUGUGUGUUUCAGAGUUAUAUUAAAUCACCUUUCUGCAUAAUACAUCAUAAUAAAUAUUCAGUGCAUCAUCAUGUUUUGUUUUCUUUGAUAGGUGUUCCCCUAACACAUCCAUAUCUUGUUGCCCUGUGUCUUAUUUGCUUCAUCCUGACGAUUCUGUAGAUAAACAAAUUUUGUGAUGUCAUGCAAGACUAGCAGCUGACCACACAGCAAGUGGUUUAAUGUCUGUAAAUCUGAAUUUAGUAAGUUUUUUCACCCAGGAAAUUAAUCUGGGAAAUCAGUCCUUGACUGAAAUUAGUAGCAAACCUUUCAUUGUUUUCUGAUCAAUAUAAUUGAAACUGCCACAUUACUGCUGCCCCUUGCCCACUUAAAGGAGAAGUGCAGCAAAAGUGCUAUUUGAAACAGCCACCCAUUCUACCUUAAACAUCAGAGUGGUGGGGGAGACUCCCACCCUCACUGCUGUCUGCCAGAUAGCUUACAGGAGGGGUAGGGAGGCUGCUUCAAAAGGUGAUUUUGCAAAGCACUCUAAGACAGUCUCCAGGUUCCCCUUGGGAGCAUGGGUACUGUCUUAAAGCUGCAAGGUGCUCUUUGAAGCCACCUACCCCAUCCUUUAAAUAUUGCUCCACCCUGCCACUGCCUGCCUUCUCAGUCCCAUGUUUAAAUGGAAGAGGGAUACAUCCACCUGUCAGAUUUGGCACCUGAGGCUGAUCUAGACUGUGGAGCCCAAAAUUUCCCAGCCCUGUUGUGGUAUGUGCAAAUGCAGAUAAGUUUUGUUUUGUUUUUAAAGAAAGGCAGCUGCAGAGAGGAUGGAAGAUUGAAUGAGAAAGUGAUGAUGGGUUUAAUCCUUCCCUCCAAAUUUUCUACUCUUUAAAGUACCCCCAUGGCUUUUCCCUUACAGUUCAAUACAAAGCCUAACCUUUGUGAAGAAGAGCCAUAUGAGGGUUCAUACAGAUGGUCAAUCAGUGGACCGAGAAAGGCUUAAGCGGCCCCUGCCUACUUUGCCUGGAGAUGACUUUCCUUUUUAAAAAACAGAAGCAGCAACCCUGAAUUGACACUUUAGAUAACAUGUAGCUGCUUUUUAGGGAUGCGAGUGGCGCUGUGGGUUAAACCACAGACCCUAGGACUUGCUGAUCAGAAGGUUGGGGUUUGAAUUCCCGCUAUGGGGUGAGCUCCCGUUGCUCAGUCCCAGCUCCUGCCAACCUAGCAGUUUGAAAGCACGUCAAAGUGCAAGUAGAUAAAUAGGUACCGCUCCGGUGGGAAGGUAAACGGCAUUUCCGUGCGCUGCUCUGGUACGCCAGAAGCGGCUUAGUCAUGCUGGCCACAUGACCUGGAAGCUGUAUGCUGGUUCCCUCGGCCAAUAAAGUGAGAUGAGCGCUGCAACCCCAGAGUCGGCCACAAUUGGACCUAAUGGUCAGGGGUCCCUUUACCUUUACCUAGCUGCUUCUUAGAAUACUCUCUGUGGCUAAACAGAAUGAUAGCCUAUUUUAUCCUCCCACCCCAAUUAGUAAACAAAGCCAUGGACCGCCAAGAUGUUAAUAUCAGGAUUUAGCAAUAAAUUAGCAAUUACUGUAGGUGGCACUACAAUCAAGGGAAUUUUUUACUGGGAACAGUAUUCAACUUUUUAUUAUAAAAUAGUUCUCUGUUAGGGGUUUCUUCCUGCAUGCUGAAAAAUGUAUGCAUUGAUCUUGGAGCUAAAGUAGCAGAACACUUUUGAAAUUCAGCGCACAGAUUUCUACAGCAGGACUGCCGGCUGCUAAACUGAAUUAAAGAAACAACUGUGUAAUGCUCAGAACGUGUGUGCAUUCUGCAUUCUUCUUCAGAUCACUACAUUGAAGUUCUGGAGUGCAAACUGAAGUGCGAAAUUGAUCUCACGCCAGUCGUAGGAGGCUAUGUUGUGGAGAAAUUUGUAGCAACUAUGUAUCACUACUUGCAGUUUGCCUAUUAUAAACGUAAGUAAGAGGUUUUGCGCUCUCCUGAAAUUGGGCUUGGUUCUAUCUUUUAAAAAACAUAUAUGCCCAUUUCACUUAUUUAAAACGUUUCUCUUCACUGGAGAAGAAAAGCUGUGCUAGCAAAGCUGCUUCUUAGCAUCAUUAUAAUAUAUUUAAAAUAGGUGUCCAGCAUCUGCACAGGACCUUGAAAGUCCUCACCGAGUCCUGGCUUUGCUAAUUAUUUUUAGAUUUGCAAAACUGGAAGCAGAAAGGCUCUUUUUUCCCAUUUCUGGCACACAUAAUACACAAAGAAUGGGAAUUAACGCUUUCUGAGAAAAUAGUUUACCACUAUCUCUAUCUGCAUACUCAAGAAAGAAGGGAAAGGAAGACAAAUCCUUGCAUUCUGAUUUUGAGGCUCGCCAAGCGUAUAGAUUUUAUGAAUUAAGAAAUAUUGCAUGCUCAGAUUGCAAGAAGCAACAGCUGUUUCCUAACGGUCUCCUGAGAAGCUGACUCUUUUGUUUAAUCUUCAUUCAGUGAACGAUCUGAGAAAUGCUGCCUCGUGCGUUGUUAGCUACCUGCUCUUUGACCAGACGGACGGAGUGAUGAAACAGAAUCUAGUCUAUUAUCAGUACCAUAAAGACAAAUGGGGACUCACAGAUGAAGACUUCCAGCCGAGACCUGUAAGUUGAAUUGUUGAACCGGUCGCAGUCGCUGCAUUCAGCCUUGCAGCCUUUUCGAUAGAUAUGCUUCAACAUGUUCAGUCUUUACGCUUGCCAUGGGAGCUGUGCCAUUGCCUUUAGGAGGAGCAACCGACCUUCCUUCCGACUUUGAAGCUGUGCGGGUGGGUGGGGUCUGUCCCAAUAGUUGCGUGAAAAUGCCUUCCAGCUUCAUGGUUGAUCAAAUUGCUUCUGUAGCUGCUCAAGAGGCAAGGGUGCCCAACAUGCUCCCUGCCAGCUUUCUUAGAGAAGGGGCUGGUGAGGAGCUUCCUUGACUGCUUGAAAUUGAGGUGCCUUGGAGUAUCCAAGCCACCAAGCUCCCUGCUGGCUUUUCCUGUAGAAAAGACCAGCAAAACGCUGUCUUGCUGAAAAGAGGUACAGUCAUACCUCAGGUUACAGACACUUCUGGUUGUGCGUUUUCGGGUUGUGCACCACGCCGAACCCAGAAGUACAGUGGUACCUUGGGUUACAAACACUUCAAGUUGCAGACGCUUCAGGUUACAGACUCCGCUAACCCAGAAAUAGUACCUCGGGUUAAGAACUUUGCUUCAGGAUGAGAACAGAAAUCACGCAGCGGUGGCGCGGCAGCAGUGGGAGGCCCCAUUAGCUAAAGUGGUACCUCAGGUUAAGAACAGUUUGAGGUUAAGAACAGACCUCCGGAACAAAUUAAGUUCUUAACCCGAGGUACCACUGUACUGGAACGGGUUACUUCUGGGUUUUGACGCUCACACAUGUGCAGAAGCACUAAAUCGCGACCCACACGUGUGCUAAUGCAGCGCUGCGGGUUGCGAACGCUGCGGGUUGUGAACAUGCCUCCCACACGGAUCACGUUCGCAGCCCGAGCGUCCACUGUAAAGGCUUCUUUGGGGAGAGGGGAAACCAGGCUAGCCCCAAAAUUGUAGAGCCUUCUCUGGGAUAGUCAUCGAGGGUACUAUAUGUGCUGGGAAAAGAUAGCUCAGUUGGUAGAGCAUGAAAUUCUUAUUCCCAAAGUCAUGGGUUCAAGCCCCACGUUGGGCAAAAAGAUUCCUGCAUUGCAGGGGGUUGGACUAGCUGACCCUCGUGGUCCUUUCCAACUCUUACGGUUCUAUGACUCUGUAAGAAACGUUUCUUCCAUGCAAUGCAUGAGGCUGUGCUAAAAAGGAGCUUUUAGGCACUGUUCUGCUGUUAAUGUGACAUGGAAUUUCGCCCUUCUUUUUCUAGGAAGCUGUUCGGUAUUACAACAUAACAACACUUCAGAGGGAAAUGUAUGAAUUUGCUAAAGAGCACGUGAUGGAUGAUGAUGAAGUAAGUCGAGUAGCGCAAUACCAUUUUCUUAAGUAAAAGUUAAUGGCGCCUUAAGGAUAUUUCAGGCCAGUUGUAAUGUGAUAGUAGGGUUGUCUUUUUUUUUUAGUUUGUUUUGCUUUCAAAUAACAACAACAACAACAAUUUUUAUUUAUACCCCACCCUCCCCGGCCAGAGCCUGGCUCAGGGCGGCUAACACCAGUAAAAUUACAAUAAAAACAUAAUAGGGGAGGAAAACAAACCAAUUUAAAAUACAGGUUAAAAUGCAAUUUAAAAUGCAGUCUCAUUUUAAAAGUAGCCCAUAGAUCAACACCAUAAGGGGAGGGAAACGUAAGGGUCAGACUGAGUCCAAACCAAAGGCCAGGCGGAACAGCUCUGUCUUGCAGUCCCUGUGGAAAGAUGUCAAGUCCCGCAGGGCCCUUGUCUCUUGUGACAGAGUGUUCCACCAAGUCAGGGCCAGUACUGAAAAGGCCCUGGCCCUAGUUGAGACCAGUCUAACCGCCUUGCGACCUGGGACCUGACAAAAGCAGCCUGACAUGCAGAAAUUAAGCGUGUGACGCUUUUGUCAUAUCUCCAAAUAAGGAAAAAUUCCCCUGUGCCUGGCUGGCUUAUGAACAACUGGUUAUAGGCUUGGCAGACUCCCCUCCCCACCUGAGUUAUCCAGGCAUCCUAGCAGAGGAGGAAAUGUCUCUGUUGCCGUGGCAAUGGAACCAGACUCCCUGUCAUCUAAUUCUCCCUCUCCAUUAGCCUCCUCAGUGGCUCUGCCGAUGAGAUGAAUCAGCAAGGACAGUUUCGGUCUAUAGGGCCAUGUUUGCAGCAUCUCAUGGCAUGCCAGGGGACCCUACCCUAACUGGUUCUCAGCAUUCCUAUAAGGGAUCCCUGUGAGACACGGACUUUCAUCUUUGUUUCAGUAGCACUCGCUUCACUAAAAAGCUAGCGCAGUUGUCAUUUAGCUAAAAUUGCGCAUUCGUCCUGAUUUGCAUAGUAUUUUUGGCAUUUUGGGGAGUAGGUGGAAGCAAUCAGAGUUUCAGGUUUGGUGUAAGAAAAGCAAUUUCCACAUGCACUCAGGUUGACAACGGAGUGUGGGGUUUUUCACCAGCUUGGUAGCAAUGCCUGUGAGAAGAGGAACUGAGGCAUAGUCUAGGCCAGGGGACAGCAAACUUUUCCAGCAGGGGGCCGGUCCACUGUCCCUCAAAUCUUGUGGGGGGCCGGACUAUAUUUUGAAAAAAUAAUAAUGAAUAUACUCCUAUGCCCCAUAAAUAACCCAGAGAUGCAUUUUAAAUAAAAGGAUACAUUCUACUCAUGUGAAAACAUGCUGAUUCCCGGAUCAUCCGCAGGCCGGAUUUAAAAGGCAAUUGGGCCAGAUCUGGCCCCCGGGCCUCAGUUUGCCUACCCAUGAUCUAGGCUCAUAAAUACCACUCACCUGGUUGUGUUUGAACAAUUCUAACCCACCCCAGGGCCAGCCUGGAGUGGCAUAGCCACUACUGCAGUUGAAGCCCUGCUGCCCAGGUAGAAGAUGCGGUGGUGCUGGGGGGGGGGGGGGCGUAGAUGGCUGGCCCAUUUCUGCUCCCAGAAUUUGUCAAUUCAGGGCCAUACACCAACUACCACCAGCAAGAGAAUUACUAUCAGCAGACACUCUCUUCACCAUCACCACACACAUCAGUGAUGUGCAGCCACUCUCUGUGAAUAGGGACCUGCACAUCAUCCUGGACUACUGUGUCGUCGUUGAUCAGCCAUCAGCCAUCUACAUUGGAAACAGGCCUAGUAUUUUUUGCUCCAGGGUACUUUCUGUUCCUGUAAUGGCACACUUAGAGUGUGCUGUCCACCACCCCAUGCCGAAGGUUAACUGACCAGUGUGCUUUUGGUUUGUAGCGUGUGUUCUUCCCUUUGUGUUCCUGCACUGUUACCUGCACAGUGAAGCAUUGCGGCUACUCUGAGUGGGGUGAAACGACUUUGUGAUUGAUAUAAAUGGCUGGCCAAUUGGCACCAAGCAAAUUUGGCUUUGCUGUUUUUCUGCAGUCGAUACUUGUGAAGUAUUUGCUGGCUCGUUGCAAAUUACUUACUCGGUUUCCAUUCUGCAUUCCCAAGAGAGGGGUGGUGUUGCGUCAUCAUGAAAGUGCUAAUGGGAGAAUGAUGGCAAAUUCUCAUCCUUUAAUGAGGGAGUGGGAUUGAUUCUACUACCAUAUCAAUGAAUCAAAAGUAGCAUUUUCAUCUAGAUACUAUCUGUGGUCCAGAAUACACAGGGUGAGUCUUUUAAAAGAGGCCCCGUGGAACAUGUGUACAGUGGUACCUCAGGUUACAUACGCUUCAGGUUACAGACUCUGCUAACCCAGAAAUAGUACCUUGGGUUAAGAACUUUGCUUCAGGAUGAGAACAGAAACCGUGCUCCGGCGGCGCGGCGGCAGUAGGAGGCCCCAUUAGCUAAAGUGGUGCUUCAGGUUAAGAACAGUUUCAGGUUAAGAACGGACCUCCGGAACGAAUUAAGUACUUAACCUGAGGUACCACUGUACUCUGUAUCCACAGGGCCUCUUUUAAAGUACUCACCCUGUAUAUCUAUGAAAAUAUAUGGAGCAGAGAAACUGUUUUACAAAGCAACAGAUCCCAACUAAAUACAGUAUUUUUGUUGGAAAACUUUUAAUUUCUGAAGGCAGGACUAGACCUUACGCUUGACACAGGCCUGCCCUUGAAUUCAGGACCUCCUCUCCGUAAAGUUUUGGCAGAAUUGCCUAUGUUUUUACAUUGUCCCGUAAUGCAUUUCCCUGCUUCCGUAUAUUAAUAGCUGCUGCAGUCAAGAAAAUAUGAGGAAACGACACAGGUAACUGUACUUAAACGUUACAGGGAAAAGAGGAAAAACAGGGUUGUCUAACAGUGCUCUCAUUUGCUGGAGAACAAAGACACAAAGGAGGAUUCUUUCGAAAGGCUUUAAUGUUUAGAUUGCUAUGAAAGAUAUGCAAAUCAUAUGCACUGCAGGCAAUACACAGAAUCCUUCCAAGUACAACUACAGCAAAGGCAGGUGAUCAAACUCCCGAGGCUUUAGACAUGGAUCCGAUUUGACGCACACCCUUGUUAUUCUAUAUAUAGUAAUGGGGUAGCCUCAACUUUCUGCAGAGCCUUCUGUUCUCCUUUGGCACUUCCUGGGUUUAGCUGACAAGGGAGUUGUCUCUGCCCCAGAGAGGCUGGCAGGGAUGGAGAGGCAGAGCUAUUCCCAAUGUCUGAUGAUGCCAGGUUAGGUGGCAGAGCUAGGGAGUGAGAGGUGGGACUUGUGGCUCUCGUUGCAGAGACAGGUGAAGCGAGAGAGGUCCCCCUGCUCAGGAUCCUCACUAUCAAGCUGCUCCGCAUUUCAGGUCCUCAGCAAACCCUCCUAUCUGUAUCAUCCUGAUUUGACCGGCUCACAACAAGCGAUAUCCCAGUGUGAAUGGUUUGUUCUGCUCUGAUUUUUUACAUUAGUGCUUACCGUAUUUUUCGCUCUAUAGGGCGCACCGGACCAUAGGGCGCACCUAGUUUUUUGGGGGGGAAAUAAAGAAAAAAAAUUAUUCCCCCCCCCCCCCGCAGCCCCAAAGAGCAAAGAAGCCAAGACGGCCAGAUAGCUGCCCGAAGCCCGGGGUGCUCAGCGCAGCGCUCCCCGGGCUUUGGGCUGCAGGCUACUAUCCGCAAGCCUUGGGAGCCCGGCGGGAACUCCCGCCAUGCUCCGAAGGCUUAUGGAUAGCUUCCUGAAGCCUGGAGAGCGAGAGGAGUCGGUGCGCACUGACCCCUCUCGCUCUCCAGGCUUCAGCGAAAGCCUGCAUUCGCUCCAUAGGACGCACACACAUUUCCCCUUCAUUUUUGGAGGGGGAAAAAUGCGUCCUAUAAAGCAAAAAAUACGGUACAUUGCUAAGAAUGUAGCGACCUGGUUAUUGGUUCGACUGGAACACUGGUUCUCCUGAUCAGUCGCACCAGGAAAAACAGCAUUACAGGUACAGUGGUGCCCCGUAAGACGAAUGCCUCGCAAGACGGAAAACCCGCUAGACAAAAGGGUUUUCCAUUUUUCGAUGCGCUUCGCAGGACGAAUUUCUCUAUGGGCUUGCUUCACAAGACGAAAAUGUCUUGCGAGUCUUGAGAUUUUUUUUCGCUCCCCCCCCCUUUUCUAAGCCGCUAAGCCGCUAAUAGCCUUUUAGCAGCUAAGCCGCUAAGCCUUUAAUAGCUGCUAAACCGCUAAGAGCGCUAAUCCGCUAAGCCGCUAAUAGGGUUGCUUCACAAGACGAAAAACCGCUAGACGAAGAGACUCGCGGAACGGAUUAAUUUCGUCUUGCGAGGCACCACUGUACAGAGUUGCAAGAGCAUCUUAUGAGGAAUUCCUGUGGAAUUCCUGAAGGCGUGCAGAAAAACAAGCGAUUGUUUUUACCUUUGCACAUGCUUCCGUGCUGGGAGGAAAAACAAAUCAAAGUUGCCGAAUGAGAACGUGAGUGCUUAUUUUCACUAGUUUGAAAAAAGCUUCAUUAUUUUCACAGUAAUCUCUCCUUCCACAAAUAUUUACGCGUGCCUGCAGUGUUUAGAAGGCCGCUUCCCUUACGGCAAACAGCUUAGUUUUGGUAAAUAAUAUUUGGCGAUGAGAAUAUUUAUUGACCUAACUUCUUAAAAGGUUUCAAGUUAGCUGAACGCAAAGCAAACAGUUGUCGUUCCAGAAGCUGUUGAAACCACUUCGCACUUUUAUCGAAGGGCCAACAAGCUUGUGGUGAAAGCAGCAUGUCAUCCCAUCCGUCUUAUUGUGAUAUUGAUCAUACGUAUUUCAUUCAGCCAUGUGAUUGUAUGGUUUUUACUUUAUAAACUGCUUAGAGAUCUUUUUAUAUGAAGUGGCCUAUAAAUUGAAUGAAUGAAUGAACAUUUUAUUUAUUAGACUGUUAGCUGCCCUUUACCAGGGUGGGUUACAACUAUAGCAUAUUCAAUCAUGAAUAUUCAGAAGACAUUCAGAAGACAUCUGGGAAGUUUUUAAUAUGUGACAUUUUAGUGUAUUUUUCAUCUUUGUUGGAAGCCGCCCAGAGUGGCUGGGGAAACCCAGCCAGAUGGGCGGGGUACAAAUAAUAAAUUAUUAUUAUUAUUAUUAUUAUUAUAAAACAAAAAAAGCUACAACCAUAAAACAAAAAAAAAAGUGUUAAAACAGUUCCAGAUAUGCAACAAUUAAAAGCAAUUGCAGGUAUAAAAUAAACCAAAAUGUGAAAACUUAUAUCUAUGUAUCUGUCUAUAAUACAGAUGCAAAUAUUGCCCUUUUUGCUCUCUCUUGGCAUUCCAGUGAUUCCAAUGGGAAGCCGGGAUAAUCCUGUGUUUUGUGUCUGCGGCUUCCAGGAAUUAGCUGCAAUUCUGUUUUCAGCAGUAGGCUAUUGUAAAAGGGCAUAUCCAUCGCAAAGACCAGCUGUCAGUCACACCAUCUUGAAAGUUAUUUUAUUAAUUUUAUUUAUUCAUUCAUUCCUAAAGGUUGGGAAAAUAUUAUCCACUCAGGUCCAUCAUCAGAAGCAAGUGAGCUAUUCAUUAGGAGAAACUUCUAUCCUGUUGAACUAGGCUUAGCUGGCUACAUUUUCAACUCUACCUGAUACUUGUAAAAAAAGGAAUUAUCUCUAUAGGUUUGCAUGGCACAGAAUUAACCUGUCCUCUGUUGUAAUCUCUUCUAGGGUGAAGUAGUAGAAUUCCUUGAUGAACUCUUGGACGUGGAUGGCGGAACACAGUGACUCUUAACAACUGAAAAGGCAAAAGAGAUUUAAGAAGUGACUGCUCACCCUUGUUCCUUCAUAUCUCCAUGUGUCACCUUUACUCAGGAGUUUAAAAAUACCUCAGAUAUUUCCUAAACUUGCUCUUCUGCCACUUGCAUCCUCCUGUGAGUUUUCCAUCAUGUUGUGCACCUGUAUCCCCUUCAUCUUUAACAUUAUUUUUUAAAAAAAUAUUGUUGCUAUUUUUGAGCUAUCACAAAGAUCCCCUCUGUUCAUUUAGCUCAGCAAAUUCAUCGCAGCUUGGAUGAAGCACAAAUGUUAUUUUAAUAGAAUAUAAUCGAAUAAUACGAGAAAGGAGUAGCAUUGAAAGGAUGCUAUGUUGUUUUACACGUAGCAUUUUUAUUUUUUUAUUCUGACAAAUUGACACAGUGGGCCACUUCAUAACCUCAGUCAAACCAUGGCUUUCCAUAAACUAGGCACUCCUCAAUCAUCCCUCCACUGCUUCCAUCACACGGUGGCUUAUUAUCCUGGUUUGUUGAUCGACAUUCAGCCUGAAUUAGAACGUACAGUGGUACCUCGGUUUAAGAACAGUCUGGUUUAAGAACGAUUUGGUUUAUAAACUCUGCAAAACCGGAAAUAGUGUCUUGGUUUGAGAACUUUACCUUGGUCUAAGAACGGAAUCCGAACGGUGGAAGGGCACCAGCAGCAGGAGGCCUCAUUAAGGUUUAAGAACAGUUUCGGUUUAAGAGCGGACCUCCGGAACCAAUUAAGUUCGUAAACCGAGGUACCACUUUAAUAUGGAAUCCUGGUUUAAUACAAUUCAGGUCUUUGUUCUAAAGUCAGCAUGCAACAAAAGGAGGGGGGAGCUAGGGAGGGAGAAGAACAUCACCUGAUACACACUCCCAGCUUCAUAAACCAUGGUUUGUGAUAAGCCAUGAGAGCACCGCGGCUAGAGAUUGAGAUUAACCAUGGUUUAUGAAGUCUCAAAUCGCCCUUCAGCUGAAAGCAUGUACUUUGAAGUAGUUAAAUCAACAUAGCAAGAUCCCUGGAGAAAACAAGAUUGUGACCGUACUGUGUUUAAACCAGGAGUGGCUAACCUUAUUUAUCCUGAGCAGUGAGUGUGACUAGAAUGACAGAAUGCGUAGACAUACUUGCCAUAUGUAUACAUCUCUCUCACACACCCCUCACAGGAUGUAUACAGCACCAAAACUCAUUCUCCUCCCCGCUUGGGAACUAACGAACAAAUCCCACGCUGGCCCUUCUUAGCUGCUGGAGAUUAACAUAGUUAGAACCAAGCUGUCUUUCAUGGAUCAAAUGCACAGAAACACAUCUGUCCUUAUGGGUAAGAGUUGUUUGGACCUAUCGUGGCAGGAGGGCCUUCCAUUAGGAUCAAGUCCUGCAAACAAUUGUUUACUUGCACGGCUGGUUCGCCUUAAUUAUACCUGUCCAUUUAUGUGAGUGGUGAUUAUUGUUGAAUAAGGAAUGAAAAUCAGUUACAUCUAUGGAACCAAAUUCAGUACUCGGGUACACCAGAGCAAAUAACGGGUUUAGGAGUAAUUAUCCUAGCAGGUUUCCCUACAGAAACAAUGCCAUUUAUCUAAGUCCCCUCCCUAUUGAUGCUUCAGUGUGGAACAUGUUGCAGACCUAUGCUCGUAAUUAUUAUGGUGCAAACAUUUAUUUAUUGUAAUAUUGUGUGUGGAUUUACUUUAUUUCUUUAACUACAUAGGAAAUUCACCCAGGCCCCUAUUUCUCUGCCUUUAACUCCAGCUUGAUGUAGAGCUGUUUUUAGGUGAUAACGUUUAUCUCCAAACUCUGAAAACAUCACCUACUGAUUUCUGCAGAUCAAGCUGCUAUAAAAGGCACAGCAGCAGGCCAGUCCUCUUUUCUGGCUGGUUGGCAAUCCUAACAGUCCCUCCUAGUGGAAGCCUGGGUACAGAGCUUUUUAUGGAAAUGGAAAAGAAAAAGAAACCAAAACCCCAGCAAACAAAUGUCCCCUCAUUUUUCUAGUGCCAGUUGAACAACCAUUAUACAGUGGUACCUUGGGUUACAGACACUUCGGGUUACAGACUCCGCUAACCCGGAAGUAGUACCUCGGGUUAAGAUCUUUACCUCAGGAUGAGAACAGCAAUUGCGGUGGCAGUGGGAGGCCCCAUUAGCUAAAGGGUUAAGAAUGGUUUCAGGUUAAGAACGGACCUCUCUAGAAUGAAGUUAAGUGGUUUUAGCAGCAAUGUUAUAAAGGUGUAUGUAAAAAUGGAUUGUUAACAGGUGAGAAUCUGAAGUUAUAAUAUAUUAAGUUAAAGGAUUAAGACUAAAACAAAGAGGGAAAGGAAUUGCUGAAUUAACUAAUUGAACUGGAACACAAAAAAGGGAGGUGUGAGGAGGUCAGGGAAGUAAGGAAAUGAAAUGUAAGGCAUGGAAGAUUGAUUUGUUUUUAAGUGUUUUUUAUCUUUUUUCUGUAUUUUGUAUUUUUUCUUUUUUUUCUUUUUCUUUUUUUUCUUUUCUUCUUAUCUAUGUAAUCUUUUUUUUGAAACCUUAAUAAAUAUCAUUUAAAAAAAAAAAAAAAGAACGGACCUCUCUAACGAAUUAAGUUUGUAACCAGAGGUACCACGGUAGCUGCUUAGCUAUUAAUACUUUCAUCAGAACCUCUCAUGCCUAAGCAACAUUUUUGUUUUUGUGCUUUGAUAUUUGAAAUGCUUGUAGGGUGGUCAGAAACAAAGGAGGACUGGGAUUCUGCACCUUUAAUAGUUGUGUAGAAGAGGAAUUUCAACAGGUAUAUGUGGAAUCCUUUCCCCAGGGCUGCUCACUUGGCACCAUCAUUUAGCUGCCAGGCAAGACUUUUCCUUUAUAACCAGGCCUUUGGCCUUCAACUAUCUGUGGCCUUUUGGAAGCAAGUGGGAGGUUUCUAAUGCUAUUUCUCUCCCUCCCCACCCCCCUUGGUUUUAAUGUCUCUAUGUGUGGGGGGAGUUGAUUGGUGGAUUGGCUGUAAGUCACUUUGGGUUGCCUUGGGCAAGAUAAAAGGACUAACAAAUUUAAUAAUAAUAAAAAUUAAAAGGUGUAGCUUAUCAUGCAAAUAUCACCUGCAUAAAUUUCCUCUCCUAAUUUUGAGAUAAAUGGUAUAGGAACUUUGUUCUCUAUUGCAUCUGGCUAUCCUAAAUUUAGGGACGCAGGUGGUGCUGUGGGUUAAACCACAGAGCCUAGGACUUGCCGAUCAGAAGGUCGGUGGUUCGAAUCCCCGCGACGGGGUGAGCUCCUGUUGCUCGGUCCCUGCUCCUGCCAACCUAGCAGUUCAAAAGCACGUCAAAGUGCAAGCAGAUAAAUAGGUACCACUCCGGCGGGAAGGUAAACGGCGUUUCCGUGCGCUGCUCUGGUUCGCCAGAAGCGGCUUAGUCAUGCUGGCCACAUGACCCGGAAGCUGUAUGCUGGCUCCCUCAGCCAAUAAAGCAAGAUGAGCGCCGCAACCCAGAGUCGGCCACGACUGGGCCUAAUGGUCAGGGGUCCCUUUACCUUUUUAUCCCAAAUUUAUGUGCUAAAUAGGAAAUGGAAAAGAAAAAGAAACCAAAACCCCAGCAAACAAGUUGCAUUAGAGUACAACAAUUUAACAUAUUUUUAAUUGCAGCUGGUGAAAUUAUCACUUUGCUGUGCUUUAUGGAAUUCUCUGGUUCAGGAAACAGCAACUGUGCUUUUGGUAGAGUCUGUUUCUUAAUUAUUUGUUAAAAUAAAUCAUUCCAAACAGAGGUUACCAAGGUGAUGUAAGGCAUAACAACGUAAGACAAUCCACUAAAACAAAUUUCCGUAGGCAUUUAGAGUAUAAAAUGCCUGCCAUAUCUAAGGAGCAAUAAAGCAAUAUCUAAGGCCCAAGAAGGCCUGAAUGAAUGUAAGUUUUUACCUGCUGAUGAAAUAUCAGUACUGUUGGCACCUGUUCUGAAAUACUACUCCACAAGAUGAGUGCAACUAGAGCUGGAGAUUGAGGAUGAAAUGAAACUAAGGAAUACACAGCGUGAACCCAUUGAAAUUAACAGAUUCAUUUACACCUAUUGAUUUCAGUGGGUCUGCUGUAAGUAGAACUAAUAUUGACUGUAGCCUUGAAUGCAGGCUAUCAGACAUGUUAAGCUAGGCAGAAGUAAUUCUCAUUUCUCUGUGUGGCACUGUAGCAUUAAGGGCUCAGCUCCCAUUCCAGUAAAACAUCAUUUCUAGUUACUGUUCAACGACACAUUACAUCAGAAAGCAAAAUUGCUUAAUCUGCUGAGGGCUCCCGCUAGAGUUUCCAACAGUUAUUCUGGCCGAGGUUACUGCAGAAUUCAACCAAAAAAAAUCCUGAUGUGUAAAUACAAUGAUGGGGGACAAGCUUCACCUGUUGAAUAUCUGCUCAUUAUAUGCCAGUUAAAGAUGAAAGAUUUGCAGGGAGGAAACUGGUUUGUUAACUGCUAGCUUGCAGAAAGAUGAAAGGGAAGAGCAUUUGGUCUGCAUGAUAUAAAUGAAUUUAAUAAUGGGGGUGUUUAAGAUCUUGUGACUCUUUGAUCUCUAGGGGAAGAGUCACUGAGAUUCCUAAAUAUUUUUACACUCUUCUUAAUUUCGGUUCACCUUUCAAAAUAUUUGGUGUGUGGCUUUUCAGAAGAUACGGUACUACGCCUGUGAUCCCCCCCCCCCUUAUUAUUAACUGGCUUUCUCUCAUUCUGCUCUUCCAUUUCAUCUGCUAUCUAGAGACUGUGAGUUGCCUAAAGUAGGAAUGUUGUUUCAUUUCAUUUUGGUUUUGGUCCUUGUGAGAUUGGUCCUGUAUUUUGUGCCUGAUUUUGAUUCGGGCAACCCAAGUGCUACUUCCUGAAACAAUAAAGUGCCUUAAAGAAUUAUUUAACAGCCAUUUUUCUGCAAGGUAUGAGUGUUGAUGACGAGGUGUGAUUUAUCUGAUCAUUUUUUAUUCUGG